CGGGCGGUGUGUGCGGGGUGUAGGAGGGGGAGUGAUACGACAGGUUUUGACUCGCAUUUUCUAUUGUACAUUCAUAGAGAACGCACGCGUGCAUUCUGUGUAAUAAUUAUUAUAAUCACUGAUCAACCAAGGAGUGGAAAAAGUUAAUAGACAAGGAUAUUUUAAUUAGUUUGGUGGAAGAUGGGCCAGUCCUUUGGGUCAAGACGCUGGAUAAAUACAAAGACAAUACUGCAAGUAUUGCAGGUUGGCGCGAAAUAUGCGUUAUUCUAAUGGAGGAUUUUGAGGCUAUGGAACAUGACAAAGACAAGAGUUCGACGUCUGGUUCCGCUGUCUCAAACACGAAGCCCUACAAAUACCAUAAUCAGAUUCUGUUUUUCAAAAAAGUAGUUGCUGCUGGUGAAACGCAUGAAAGCGUAUCUGCUAAACAAACUGAAGAACACACCAAAGAUGACACCAUGACAUCUAAUGAACCUACAAACGAAGAUGACAGUGUGACUACAAUAACACAACUUGACAAUGACAGUCAAAAGGACAAACAAAAUCUAGCCUCCCCGCCAAAACGCAGAGCACCAGCCAAACGAAAUUUUAAUGAAAUGUAUGGCAAAAUGAUGUCCUACAUUGACUAUCAGAUAAAACCUAAGAAAACUGAGCAGGAUGAUCGCAAUUUAUCGUUCUUCAAAGGUAUUUUGCCGUCCUGCUUGAUGAUGACCAAACUUUGGAAUUCCAGUCAGGGGUGA
This is a messenger RNA of Acanthoscelides obtectus, 737 nucleotides long. NCBI's taxonomy places the organism in Eukaryota, Metazoa, Arthropoda, Insecta, Coleoptera, Chrysomelidae. The record is from the annotation of a GenBank genome assembly.